UCCAUGUUUGAUUUAACAAGUUUCGAAUUGCAUCACUUCGACGCAGACUCACUCUCUCUCUCUCUCUCUCUCUCAUCUUCCAUAUCCAUAGCCCACUAUCAACCUCCAAUCAUGCUUAGAUCAACCUUCACUCCCCUUCUCCACACCAUCCCCUCCAAACCCAAACCUCCAAACCUAUUUUCUCACUCCAUCUCCAUUUCACUCUCACAAUCCCCACCAACUGUUCGACAAAAUGCCUCGCCCACCGCCACCACCACAAACCCACUUCACAAUCUCUCUCCAACUUCCGCCUACAUCCACCUCCCUUUCUGCCGCAAACGCUGCUACUACUGCGACUUCCCAAUCGUCGCUCUCGGCUCAUCUUCAACCCAAACCAACGAUAUCAACGACCCACGAAUCUCCAACUACAUCCACCUCCUCUGCAGAGAAAUCAAGGCCACAAACUCACAAUUCAACCACAACCCACCUCUCAAAACAGUCUUUUUCGGAGGGGGUACGCCAUCUUUGGUACCGCCGAGGCUCGUUUCGUUAGUCCUUGAGACAUUGAAUUUGAAAUUUGGGUUGUGUUUGGAUGCUGAGAUUUCCAUGGAAAUGGAUCCAGGGACGUUUGAUGUUGUGAAAAUGAAGGAGUUUAUGGGGUUGGGUGUGAACAGAGUGUCUUUGGGAGUUCAGGCAUUUCAGGAUGAGUUACUCAAGGCUUGUGGGAGAGCUCAUGGGGUUGAGGAGGUUCAUGAGGCAAUUGGGGUUGUUGGGACAUGUGGGGUUGAGAAUUGGAGUAUGGAUCUGAUAUCUUCUCUACCUCACCAAACUCCACAAAUGUGGGAAGAGAGUUUGUUGCUCACCAUCAAUGCAAGGCCUAAACAUGUAUCUGUCUAUGACUUGCAAGUUGAACAAGGGACCAAAUUUGGGAUACUAUACUCACCGGGGGAGUUCCCUCUGCCUUCUGAAACCCAAUCGGCAGAGUUCUACAAAACGGCUUCAAGAAUGCUCUCAGAUGCCGGUUACAACCACUAUGAAAUCAGCAGUUACUGCAAGGACAAUUUCGAGUGCAAGCACAACCUAACCUACUGGAACAACAAACCAUUCUAUGGUUUUGGCCUUGGUUCUGCCAGUUUCUUGGGCGGAUUCAGAUUUUCAAGGCCAAAAAAGAUGAAAGAGUAUGCAGGUUACGUUCAAAAUUUGGAGGACGGGGUAGUGGGGCUUAGUGAGGAUAGUUUUCCCAAUCCCAAGGACAUGGCCAUGGAUGCUGUGAUGCUCUCUUUUAGAACUGCCAAAGGGGUGGACUUGAAGUCCUUUAGAAAAACAUUUGGUACUUCUCUUGUUCACUCUCUUUGCAAGGCCUAUAGACCUUUUGUGGAAAGUGGGCAUGUGGUUUGUUUGGAUCGGAAUAGAAGGGUUAUAACAACAGAUCGUUUCUGUGCAUUGUUAUCUGAUGAGGAAGCGAUAGAAGAGACCAUGGCUUUUAUUAGGCUCAGUGAUCCCGAUGGUUUCCUUCUAUCGAAUGAGCUAAUAUCCCUUGCAUUUCAAGUCAUAGCUCCAUGAAUCAAACUUUUUUGUUCUUGAUCCUAACUAGACAAUAGUGUCGUUGGAUGUAAUUAGCUUCACCCUUGGAACGUAUCAUCUAUUCUCUUUAGCAUGUUCUUGACUUGACUAGAACAUGCUAGCUCCUACUACUCCUCCAUCCUUGUUGGUCCUUUGUUAUAGUGGUCAGUGAAUUCUCCGAUCUCACCAUUUGACCUUAAACACAAAGAAACCUCCGGCUUUUAAAGAAUCUUUCCUUUUCAAUUUUGCAGAGCUUUGGGGUGCUUCUCGUUCCUCUUCCUACACUUGACAACCCGUUGUGUAAUGGCUCGCCACUCCUUGUUUGUUUUGUAAGGGGUCAGCUGGUGAGGGAAAACUGUAUCUAUGCAGAGCUCAGUGUAUGUAUAUUCUGUUUUCUUUAAUCCACGGAUAAUACUUGUCCCACUUGAGGAUUCUGGGUUAAUGUUUCUGUUUGAAUGUAAAAAUAAAGAUCUUGAAAGAGAGAGAUUGUUGUUGCCCUUGGAUUGGACUUACCUUGAUAUGAUUGCGAGUCUGUGACAUGAAUAAAUAUUUGUUUGUAGUGCUUGCUUAAGAGCACCCAUAGUGGUUGGUGUAGUGCACAGUUCCUUCUAUUUCUAUGUUUCAUCA
Messenger RNA from Camellia sinensis, 2169 nucleotides. Its product is annotated as Radical SAM superfamily protein. Gene Ontology annotation, cellular component: cytoplasm. The record is from RefSeq and is a predicted model, not a curated record. Gene Ontology annotation, molecular function: 4 iron, 4 sulfur cluster binding; coproporphyrinogen oxidase activity. Gene Ontology annotation, biological process: porphyrin-containing compound biosynthetic process. NCBI's taxonomy places the organism in Eukaryota, Viridiplantae, Streptophyta, Magnoliopsida, Ericales, Theaceae.